Molecule: messenger RNA, 2164 nt
Organism: Hipposideros armiger (great roundleaf bat)
Lineage: Eukaryota; Metazoa; Chordata; Mammalia; Chiroptera; Hipposideridae
Gene: PRRT1
Product: proline rich transmembrane protein 1
Exons: 4
Coding region: 293-1213 (306 amino acids)
Cellular component (GO): membrane
Source: RefSeq, a predicted model, not a curated record
GUCUUUCUUGCCUCCCUGUUUCCAUGACAACUCCAAGGGAGCCCAAACUGGGGGCUUGAAUGCUGGGGUGAGAGGAGGAGAGACGAGUGGGGGGGACGUCUGAAGUGCUUCCCCUCCCUCGCCUCUGUCCCUUUAAGCUGUCCCCCCUCCCUGCUCGCCCUCCGCCCCCCGCCGCUGUCUUCUCUUCAUCUCCUGCGCUGCUGCUGGCUGCGCAAUCUGUGCACCCAGACUCCGGCGCCUGCCGGGGACCCCAACUCCAGCUUAAGGACCCUGUCCCAGCAAGACCACAGGCAUGUCAUCGGAAAAGUCAGGCCUUCCGGACUCAGUCCCUCACACUUCUCCACCACCCUACAAUGCUCCCCAGCCGCCAGCCGAACCCCCUGCCCCGCCCCCACAGGCAGUCCCCUCCUCGCACCAUCACCACCACCACCACUACCACCAGUCUGGCACAGCCACCCUCCCGCGUUUAGGGGCUGGCGGCCUGGCUUCCACCGGGGCCACUGCUCAGCGCGGUCCCUCGUUCUCUGCCACUCUGCCGCGGCCCCCACACCACGCCCCUCCCGGCCCGGCCUCCGGGGCGCCCCCACCCGGCUGUGCUACCUUGCCCCGCAUGCCACCCGACCCUUACCUGCAGGAGACUCGCUUCGAGGGCCCACUGCCCCCGCCGCCGCCUGCUGCCGCCGCUCCGCCCCCGCCGGCGCCCUCUCACACUGCCCAGGCCCCGGGCUUCGUGGUGCCUACGCACACCGGGGCGGUAGGCACGCUGCCUCUGGGGGGCUACGUGGCCCCUGGCUACCCCUUGCAGCUGCAGCCUUGCACUGCCUACGUGCCGGUCUACCCGGUGAGCACGACCUAUGCUGGCGGGACCCCGGGGGGAACGGGAGUAACCUCCACGCUCCCCGCGCCGCCCCAGGGCCCAGGGCUAGCCCUGCUGGAGCCGAGGCGCCCGCCGCACGACUACAUGCCGAUCGCGGUGCUGACCACCAUCUGCUGCUUCUGGCCUACAGGCAUCAUCGCCAUCUUCAAGGCAGUGCAGGUGCGCACCGCCUUGGCCCGCGGAGACAUAGUGUCGGCCGAGAUUGCUUCACGCGAGGCCCGGAACUUUUCCUUCAUCUCCCUGGCGGUGGGCAUCGCAGCCAUGGUGCUUUGUACCAUCCUCACGGUAGUCAUCAUCAUUGCUGCGCAGCACCACGAGAACUACUGGGAUCCGUAAGGACGCCCCCGGCCCAUCCCCACCCUGCGCCCCUCGACCUCCCAAGAGCGUUCUGCAGUCACGCCGCAGAUUCAAUGGGCGCCCUGCACACCCGCCCCUGGAGCUAUCGGACUUCGAUACAUCCUAAACUCGGCUUCCACGGAACCUCUCGCCUUGCGAGCACGCUCCGAAUCCAGUUCCUCAGGAACCCCGCCAAACCCCACACCCCAAAGGACGCCGCUUCCCUGGAUCCCAGCCAAAUGCCGGGCCCCCAGUCUCUCCAGACCCCCAUCCCUUCUAAAUGCAGCGCCCCCAGCGGAGAUCCGUGGGUCUCUGCUUGGCAGCGUGGAGACUGGUCCCCCAAACCCCGCCUCCUCUAUAGGCUCCGCCCAGGCUUUGACAAACCCCGCCUCCAGGUCGGCAGGCUCCGCCUUCUUUUCUUCCUCGCGGGGUGAUUCAAUCCGGUGAUUGGGUUUGUGGCGCUAGGCUGCGCUCCCAGACCAACAGACUCCUCCCCUUCCCCCCGCUCGAGGACCGAGCCCCAGGGUAACCACGCCCCCAAGCUCACUCCAGUUUUUGCUUGUAGUUUCGCAUCUCCUACUCCCCGGUGUCCCCUGAUUUUCUUGCUAAUCCCAGAACCUCUAUUUUUUGUUUUUUGGAAUGAGAUUUGGGAGGUUCCCAGUUUAGGACCCUCUACCCUGGGAUGAAGGUUACGACCCCGUUCUCUGUAAAUACUUCUUUCCACCUCUCCCAAUCCCUGGGCAGCCAGGCAGUAGGGAACCCAGGGUUCUGACCUCCCAAUGUUGGGAGGAAGCCGCCCGCUCCCCGCUCUCCUGGACAUUCCCCACUUUGUUCUGAUCUGUGUGUGUGCGUGUGCAGUGUGUGUGUGUGUGUGUGUGUGUGUGUGUGUGUGUGAAUUUCUGAAAGACUAUAUUAAAGAGUCUAAGUGGAUUUAUUACCCACAAUUCGGAA